AUGGUAAAGGCAGCUGCUCUCCUGGUAAGCUUUGCAGCUACCAUCAAGUCCCUCUGGUACGGCGGAAGCCCGUUUGCCGGGUUUACAGCCCUGUGGCCGACGGACGCGGAUGGCAAAUGGAGCAUCCAGGCAGAAGGCAUCCGGCUUGUUUUUACCAAUGCGAAUGGAGGCGCUCCAACAAACCUAUUCAUAAACGACACAAACGGGAACGAAAUCGACCUCAUUCUAGGCCUAGAUAACCCGAAGGAAUACGCAAACUACGUGGGCCAGCUUGGAGGGACAAUAGGUCGAAUGGCCGGCCACAUAAGCAAUGCUAGCUUCGUCAUUAAUGACAAGAAAUACCAUACCUCUGCAAACGGGAAUAACGGAACCAGCACAUAUAACGGAGGAGUCGGUGGUUGGGAGCGAACAACGUUUGACGUUGGCUCCCGCACAAGCAAUAGCAUCACCUUUGUGGUUUUCGACCGCGCUGGUAAGAACGGAUUUCCAGGAAAUUCAGGGUCUGCUUUAACACACUCGGUAUACCCGUAUGAAUGGCGGAUCUCGUACGGCGUCACACCCACCAGGACUAGCGACCCGGUGCCUAUUAACCUUAGCCAUAAGACAUUUUGGAACCUAGAUGGAUUUAGAGAGGGAUCAGAGACUAUCAAGGAACAUCGGUUACACCUACCAUUUUCAGGAUUACGACUUGAAGAGGACCAAGACCAAAUUCCAACAGACGUAGGGCUGGCACGGAAAGGGUCUUACGAUGACCUCUUUCUAGUCAAUCGGCACCAGCCAUGGGAAAUGGAUAGCAACCCUGUCGCUUCGCUCUCAUCGGUAAAAUCAGGCAUUACACUCAACAUGUAUACCGAUCAAGCGGCAGUGCGCCUGGUGACGUGGGAUAAGCCCUACUCAAACUUGGCGUUAAAGGCAGCCCAGGGGGGGGCCAAAGUCGGCAAGAAUGCGGCCAUCUCAAUGCAGAUGAUGGACUGGCCAGACGCCUUACAUCACCCUGAGUGGCAGCGUGAAAGUCGUAUUCUUUAUGGGCCGGAUAGAAUGAUGACGUCUGUGUCCAAGUUUAAGUUUUUGGUUAAAGGCAGGACUAGCUGCCAUUAG
Molecule: messenger RNA, 1098 nt
Organism: Metarhizium brunneum ARSEF 3297
Lineage: Eukaryota; Fungi; Ascomycota; Sordariomycetes; Hypocreales; Clavicipitaceae
Source: RefSeq, a predicted model, not a curated record